This is a messenger RNA of Otolemur garnettii (small-eared galago), 1365 nucleotides long. It is a transcript of the gene ECHDC1, whose product is annotated as ethylmalonyl-CoA decarboxylase 1. Lineage: Eukaryota; Metazoa; Chordata; Mammalia; Primates; Galagidae. The record is from RefSeq and is a predicted model, not a curated record. Gene Ontology annotation, molecular function: enoyl-CoA hydratase activity. Bases 379 to 1284 code for a protein of 301 amino acids. Gene Ontology annotation, cellular component: cytosol. Gene Ontology annotation, biological process: fatty acid beta-oxidation. The transcript has 6 exons.
GCCGCGCCGUGCGGGCCCGUGGGACGCUCGGGACUGCUCUUAGGGCUACACGUGUUAGUGCCGUCCAGGGGAGACUCCCAGACGGUCGCUGUGGAAUGGACUCUAGCGCUUCUUGGAGCGCUUCCCACCUCGGGGAGCAUCUCCGGCACCCCCGGCUCCGCGGCUUGUCUCCUGCGCAGCCGCGGCGCACACCUGCCCUCUGCUGGGCGUGAGGACGCGCUGCCGGGCGCCGCUGACCGACUUUGCCCGGGGAAGGAAAGUGCUGGGCCCAGAAGAGUUAAACUUUCAGGAAAGCGCAAAAAGUAGCGACGUUAACCUUUUCAUGAGGAAAAGGAGACUUGCUUUCAGCGCCCCAGCUUAAUAUCUGAAUUCUUAGAAAUGGCAAAAAGUCUUUUGGCAACAUCAUCUCGGUCUAUAAGGACAAAAUUGCUACAUCAAACAGGAUUGUCACUAUAUAAUACAUCCCAUGGCUUCCAUGAAGAAGAAGUGAAAAAAAAACUUAUGCAGUUUCCUGGUGGAUCUGUUGACCUGCAGAAGGAGGACAGUGGCAUUGGCAUUCUUACUCUGAACAAUCCAACUAAAAUGAAUGCAUUCUCAGGUGUUAUGAUGCUACAACUUCUGGAAAAAGUGAUUGAAUUAGAAAAUUGGGCAGAGGGCAAAGGCAUCAUUGUCCGAGGGGCAAAAAAUACUUUCUCUUCAGGAUCUGAUCUGAAUGCUGUGAAAGCACUAGGAACCUCAGAGGAUGGAGUGGCCUUAUGUAUGUUCAUGCAGAACACCUUAACAAGAUUUAUGAGACUUCCUUUAAUAAGUGUUGCACUGGUUCAAGGUCGGGCAUUGGGUGGAGGAGCAGAAUUUACUACAGCAUGUGAUUUCAGGUUAAUGACACCAGACAGUGAGAUCAGAUUUGUCCACAAGGAGAUGGGUAUAAUACCAAGCUGGGGUGGCACUAGCCGGCUCGUUGAAAUAAUUGGCAGUAGACAAGCUCUCAAAGUGUUAAGUGGUGCCUUCAAACUCGAUUCAAAAAAAGCUCUAAACAUAGGAAUGGUCGAGGAGGUCUUAAAAUCUUCAGAUGAAACUAAAUCUCUAGAAGAAGCUCAAGAGUGGCUUAUGCAGUUUAUCAAAGGGCCACCAGAAGUAAUUAGAGCGUUGAAAAAAUCUGUUUGUUCAGGCAAAGAGCUAUAUUUAGAGGAGGCAUUACAGAACGAAAGAGAUCUUUUAGGAACAGUUUGGGGUGGACCUGCAAAUUUAGAGGCUGUUGCUAAGAGAGGAAAAUUUAAUAAGUAGAGUUAAAAAAUGUGGACAUACUAUAAAGCUUCAAAGAUAUGCACUAAAGUUAAAUGACAUUAAUUAUAAAUAUCAGAAUUA